This is a messenger RNA of Echinostoma caproni, 801 nucleotides long. The record is from the annotation of a GenBank genome assembly. NCBI's taxonomy places the organism in Eukaryota, Metazoa, Platyhelminthes, Trematoda, Plagiorchiida, Echinostomatidae.
AUGGGUCACGUACGUAUAACAUCCGAUAUUUUCAUGGGUAUGAUUGAAGCACAGCUGAACGAGGCAAUCAAGGGAACAUUUUUCUACAAAAGAUACGUGGAUGAUGUGCUCGUCAUCUUCAAUCACCCUCACGAUAUGGCAGUAUUGCUGAAUGAAUUGAACGCAGCACACCCCAACUUGAAAUUCACCAGUGAAGUGGAGAAGGCAAACUCGUUAGCUUUCCUUGAUGUCCUAAUAACCCGCAAAAGUGACGGUUCUAUCCAACGAUCUAUCUUCCGCAAGAAGACUUGGUCCGAGCAGUACCUUCACUUCAACAGUUUCUCACCAAUAGAACACGAGAGAGCCCUGGUCCGAACAUUGUUCUAUAGGGCGAGAAAAAUAUGUACAGAGGACACAAUACCAAGUGAACAGGAGAAUAUCUAUAGCGCAUUACGGGUAAAUGGUUAUCCGGAAUGUUUCGUUCGUUUUCAUAGUCGGAUAGGAAACCGGAUUCAAGCCACUACCCUUCGAGUACCAAAAAAGAGUAUCCACAUCUCGCUGCCAUACAAAAGGGAGUCAAUAAUGCAGCUUAUCACCCAGCGUAUCAAAAACGCGUUACAAAGAACCUACUACGCUGCCACAUUAAGACUCCAUCCGAACACACGGCGCCUCCCCCUCUCCCCAUUCAAAGAUCAUCGUCCAGUCGAGUCUACCUCUCAUUGCAUUUACGCCUUCGGUUGCCGCUGCAACGAAGCAUACAUUGGUAGAACCGACCGAUCACUGCGAACAAUACCUUUUCAACUUCAAGUGAAUCCGUUGUAA